This is a messenger RNA of Carassius auratus (goldfish), 825 nucleotides long. Its product is annotated as NAD(P)(+)--arginine ADP-ribosyltransferase 1-like. Bases 1 to 825 code for a protein of 274 amino acids. The transcript is spliced from 3 exons. The record is from RefSeq and is a predicted model, not a curated record. NCBI's taxonomy places the organism in Eukaryota, Metazoa, Chordata, Actinopteri, Cypriniformes, Cyprinidae. Gene Ontology annotation, molecular function: NAD+-protein-arginine ADP-ribosyltransferase activity; NAD+ poly-ADP-ribosyltransferase activity.
AUGCUGCUGAUCAUUGAAGCUCUUCUCAUUUCAGCUGCUCUAGGAAAGGAUCACAGAGCUGCUGCUGUUGAAGGACAGAUAUUUCCAUUGAAUAUGGCACUGAAUUCAGUUGAUGAUCAAUAUAAGGGCUGUAGAGAGAAAAUGGCUGAACUGGUGAAGACAAAAUAUAUGAAGCGAGAAAUGUCUAACCCCGAAUCUGAUUUUGCACAUGCUUGGAAAGAUGCUGAAAAGAAGUACAAGCCACCAGGAGAAAACUUGACAAAUAAUCAUUCAAUUGCUAUUUAUGUGUACACGACCUCAGGUUUUGAGGUAUAUAAGUCAUUUAAUGAAGCUGAUCGUAAAGACAAGAGAGAAUACCAAAACCAAACAUACAAUUGGUAUUCAAUUCACUUUCUGUUAACAGAUGCCAUACAGAUUCUGAAGAAAACACAAAAUAAAUGCUAUGAUACUUAUCGUGGUACAAAGCUUGAAUAUAUAAAGAAUGUUCGGAACAAAAAAGUUCGUUUUGGCUCAUUUACUUCCUCUAUUGAUCGUAACAUAGCAAAGUUUUUUGGAACUGUAUCUUGUUUUGAAAACCACACUUGUGAAGGUGCUGAGGUGACAAAAUAUUCAAAGCUUUCUCGUGAGAAAGAGGUGCUGAUUCCUCCAUAUGAGACGUUUAAAGUUACUGCUGUCAGGACAGAGAGACGUCAGAAAGAUCUCUGGUGUGACACUGUGUUCACUUUGGAAACCUCUGUUAAGAGAAGUGACCUCAACUGUGCUCUAUUCAAGAAACCAGCCAAGACCUUAACAAAAUACUAUGCUGAGUAUAGAAUAAUGCUUUAA